Messenger RNA from Cherax quadricarinatus, 1098 nucleotides. RefSeq names its product acyl-CoA-binding domain-containing protein 6-like. The record is from RefSeq and is a predicted model, not a curated record. Lineage: Eukaryota; Metazoa; Arthropoda; Malacostraca; Decapoda; Parastacidae. Gene Ontology annotation, molecular function: protein binding; fatty-acyl-CoA binding.
UACAUGUGCAGCCAACAAGUAAAUAGCCAUAUUUUUUUUAAUAUAGACAGUAGUGUGUGAAUAUGUACUACAGUAAAGUACCUUGUAACAUUAUGACUCAAGUUUUUUUAUUGUAGUAAGCAGUAAGUGUGUAUUCAAAGUGGCAUGGAUGAUCUAGAGGUGAGUUCCCCUGCAGUAGGAGAGUUAGAAGCAACAUUUAAUAAAGCUGCAACUCACCUUCAAGCUUUAACUGCUAAUCUUGCCCAGGACAAGCUUCUGUUCUUUUAUGCUCGCUAUAAACAAGCCUGUGAAGGGUCCUGUAAUACCCCAAAACCUGGCUUCUUUGAUUUUAAAGGCAAACUGAAAUGGGAGGCAUGGAAAAACCUCGGAGAUAUGAAGAAAGAUGAUGCCAUGAGGGAGUAUGUGAGUGCCAUUGCUGACAUUGAUCCAGAUUGGGAACUUAAAGUGGAUGUGGAUGGUGGUUCAAAAACCAGCUGGAUGAGAGUUUCCAGCUUCCAGCCUGAAAAGGAUGACGUUAGAGAAGAAGACAAAAAUUCUUUUGAUUGGGUUAAAGAAAAUAAUAUUCAUAAAAUUCAAAGUCUUGAUUCUAACUCCAUAGUAGAGAGGGAUGAGAAUGGUAUGACACUCUUACACUGGGCAGCCGACAGAGGACAUACAGAAAUUGCUAUGUGUCUUCUAGAAAAAAAGAUAAAUGUCAAUAUGCAGGAUGCAGAAGGACAGACUGCACUACACUAUGCAGCUUCCUGUGGUCACUUGAACAUCAUCAGAGUCCUCUUAGACCACGGGGCUGAUCCCACCAUCCAAGAUUCCGAUGGCUUGCGAGCUGAAGAAUGUGUUGAAGAUGAGACUGUCAGAAGUCUAUUUAAAGCACUGUAAUUAUCUUGUCAGUAGUCUUGCCAUUUUUAUGGAGUGGACAAUGGGGUUAAUAGUUAAGCACAAUGUGUUGUGUAUGGUAAGGAUCAUUUUGUCAUUCAGUGCAUUUUUAUAUGCAGUUAUGUAUACUGUAUUAGAUUAAUUUGAAUGGUCAGAGACCACAUGCACAUACCAAUACUGUAAAUACCUGAUUCCAAUUGGUGAAGACAAUUUAAAGUAUCUAUC